GUAAUCGGACAACUGUCGUUCUCACUCUGACUCGGUCUCUUGAGAUCCCCGCUAUAUAGUGUGUGUAUCGGAGCUCCGUGGGUCCUAACACUUGAAAUGAAAAAGAAAAAGGUGUGUUGUAGCCGGUAAUUUGUUGCGUUACAGGUUCUACGAACUCUCGAAGAACUCUUUUUGAUGAAGUUUCUCUGUUGUCUCUGGACUGGACAGACUUGGCUGUAGAAGAUUAUAACGUAACUUAAAGGAACGGGAUACCAGCCAGAGCACAGGGAUUCCACCGUAGUUGGAGUCUAUGGACAUGCAGGAUCUAGCCAGUCCGCACAGCUGUGUAAGUGGAAGCAGUGAAUCUCCUAAUGGUCCCAGACUCGACAACUCCCAUAUCAAUACCAAUUCCAUGACCCCCAAUGGCACUGAAGUUAAAACAGAACCGAUGAGCAGCAGUGACAUCACCACCCCAGUAGCCGACGCCUCCCUAGACAGCUUCCCAGGAUCAGUUAUUGGAACCAGUGGCUUCAGCCCAAGACAAACACAGCAGUUCUCCUCACAGAUUUACCCUUCCAACAGACCGUAUCCACAUAUUCUCCCUACUCCUUCAUCCCAAAAUAUGUCUGCGUACGGUCAGACACAGUACACCACAGGAAUGCAGCAGGCCGCAGCCUAUGCUAGCUACCCCCAGCCUGGACAACCCUACGGGAUCCCUGCCUACGGCAUAAAGACAGAGGGGGGACUGAGCCAGUCUCAAUCCCCGGGACAGACAGGCUUCCUCAGCUACAGCUCUGGUUUCACCACCCCUCAGACGGGCCAGGCUCCAUACAGCUAUCAGAUGCAAGGUGGCACGUUCACAACCACGUCAGGAUUGUACGCAGGAAGCAACGCCCUCACGAACUCAACCGGCUUCAACAGUACACAGCAGGACUACCCGAGCUACCCAGCGUUCGGCCAGGGCCAGUAUGCCCAGUAUUACAACAGUUCUCCCUACACCUCCCCCUAUAUGACCAGCAACAACACCAGUCCCACCACCCCCUCCACCACAGCCACCUACACCCUCCAGGAGCCCCCCAGCGCCCUGACCAGCCAGGCCCUCACGGACCCUCCAGCAGGUAGGCCCCAGGCCCCCCAGGCCACCCACCCUCCAUCCCCAGGAUCAGAAGGCUCUGGAGGGGGUGGCUAUGAUGCCAGGGCCACUCAUUAUGGAGAUUACAGUACCAUCCACAGUCCAUCAACGCCCAUUAAAGAUUCAGAAUCGGAUCGAUUGCGGCGUGCCUCGGAUGGAAAGUCACGUGGCCGAGGGAGAAGGAACAACAACCCUUCACCACCGCCUGACUCUGACCUUGAGAGAGUGUUCAUCUGGGACCUGGAUGAGACCAUCAUCGUUUUCCAUUCCUUGCUCACAGGGUCUUACGCUAACAGAUACGGUCGGGAUCCCCCGACGUCUGUGUCACUGGGACUGAGGAUGGAGGAGAUGAUCUUCAACUUGGCAGACUCUCACUUAUUCUUCAACGACUUGGAGGAGUGCGACCAAGUCCACAUCGAUGAUGUCUCAUCUGAUGACAACGGGCAGGAUCUGAGUACUUAUAACUUUGGCUCAGAUGGGUUCCACGCGGCAGCGACCAGUGCCAACCUGUGCCUGGCCACGGGAGUGAGAGGAGGGGUGGACUGGAUGAGAAAACUGGCCUUCCGCUACAGACGAGUAAAAGAAAUCUACACCACCUACAAAAAUAACGUUGGAGGUCUGCUGGGCCCAGCCAAACGAGAAGCCUGGUUACAAUUGAGAGCAGAAAUUGAAGCCUUGACCGAUUCCUGGUUAACACUGGCACUGAAAGCACUCACAUUAAUCCACUCAAGGUCAAACUGUGUGAAUAUCCUGGUGACCACCACCCAGCUCAUACCUGCCCUGGCUAAAGUCCUGCUGUACGGACUGGGGAUAGUGUUUCCUAUUGACAAUAUUUAUAGUGCUACCAAAAUAGGGAAGGAGAGCUGUUUUGAGAGAGUCAUUCAGAGGUUCGGUAGGAAAGUUGUGUAUGUCGUCGUGGGAGACGGAGUGGAAGAGGAGCAAGGCUCAAAAAAGCACAACAUGCCCUUCUGGAGAAUCUCCAGCCACUCUGACCUCAUGGCCCUCCACCAUGCUCUGGACCUGGAGUACUUGUAGCUACCGCUUCCUACGGCCCCUACACCCUACCGGCCCACUGCACCUACCCAGAGGCCACAACACCCUAACGGCCCACUGAACCUACCCAGAGGCCCCUACACCCUACCGGCCCACUGCACCUACCCAGAGGCCCCUACACCCUACCGGCCCACUGCACCUACCCAGAGGCCCCUACACCCUACCGGCCCACUGCACCUACCCAGAGGCCCCUACACCCUACCGGCCCACUGCACCUACCCAGAGGCCCCUACACCCUACCGGCCCACUGCACCUACCCAGAGGCCCCUACACCCUACCGGCCCACUGCACCCACCCAAAGGUCCCUACACCCUACCGGCCCACUGCACCUACCCAAAGGCCCCUACACCCUACCAGCCCACUGCACCUACCCAAAGGCCCCUACACCCUACCGGCCCACUGCACCUACCCAGAGGCCACAACACCCUACCGGCCCACUGCACCUACCCAAAGGCCCCUACACCCUACCAGCCCACUGCACCUACCCAAAGGCCCCUACACCCUACCGGCCCAAUGCACCUACCCAAAGGCUCCACAACUGCUCUACCAGACCCUACUGGCCCAUACUGGCCACUACUGGCUCCUACUGACCACUACCAACCCCUACUGGCCCCUACCAACCCCUACUGGCCACUACCAACCCCUACUGGCCCCAACUGGCCCCUACUGACCCCUACUGGCCCCUUGUGCUCCACAUACCACAACUACUCUACCAGACCUUACUGGCCCACACUGGCCCAUACCAACCCCUACUGGCUCCUACUGGCUCCUACUGGCCCCUACCAACCCCUACUGGACCCUAGCGCUCCACAUACCACCACUACUCUACCAGACCCUACACUUCCUGCUCCACCUUGCCUUGCAACCUUUCAACUUUCAACUUUCACCACAGCCACUCAGGUCCUCCCACCCAGAACAGACUCUCUGGGGCCCUUUGUGUCGCCUGCCCUCCCCCUUCUUUACCUGGCUGCCCUCUUGCCCUCCCCCUUCUUUACCUGGCUGCCCUCUUGCCCUCCCUCCUUCCCGCCCUCCCCCUCCCUGCAUUCAACUAGAGAGAAAAAAUGAACAGAAAGAGACCUUUAAAAGAAGAAAAACUGAACAAUGAAACAGUCGACAUCAUGUUGACAUACGGCCACAAUUCAUCUGAACCUGGAUUCAUUAUCUGUGUGUUCGUUCUGAAGGCCCACCGCCCCAAACAACCCGAGUGGGGGUGACAUCCAACUCUCUCUCUCUCCCUCUGUCUCCCUCUCCCUCUCGCUCUGUCUCGCUCUCUCCCUCUUUCUCUCUGUCUCUCUCUCUCUCACUCUCUCUCUCUCUCUCUCUCUCUCUGUCUCGCUCUCUGUCUCACUCUCUCCCUCUUUCUCUCUGUCUCUCUCUCUCUCUCCCUCUUUCUCUCUGUCUCUCUCUCUCUCUGUCUCUGUCUCUCUCUCACUCUCUUCCCCACCUCUCCCCACUCUCUCUCCUCUCUAUCUCUCUGUCUCUCUCCCUCUCGCUCCGUCUCUCUCUCUCUCUCUCUCUUCGUGGUAUAUAGAGACAGAGGGGCCCAUGUUGUUCUAACUCAUCCGUCCUCCAUCGUUAAUCUCUUGCCCUGCCUGACUUCGGCCUGGGAAUUCUGUGCUUCUUAUUAUUUAUGAACAGAGACGUUGUGAGUGUCACUGUCACUAAAGGAGAAGACUUGUGCCUUUUUCACGUUACACAGUAUUUUGACUCCCACCUACCCCCACACUAUUCCCACACCAGGACGGACGAGGAAAACAGACUAAUUAACGUUCAUGGAAGAAGUAAAACAAACAAAAAGGUUGUUUUUUUUCUAAUAAUUUAAAGAAAAUUAAGAAACUUUAUUUACAAUGAUGCUGAGACAAUCGUGUACAGAGAAAGUCUUUUUUUGUGUGUGUGUGUGUAAAUUUUAAGUCACUGGACGAUCCUAUAGUAAUUGGUUAAUAGGCUCUUGAAAAGUGAAAAGGGCAAAAUGCUAUUUUUUUUUUCUCCAUUGAAGUAAAAAAAAAAAAGGCAUGCUAAUCGAGCACAGAAGAAGAGAUGAUGCCUCUGAUGCCUCUGAGCUGAGAGCGGUGGUGAUGCUGAGUUGAUUCAAAACUUGUUUUGUUCAUUAAAACAAACAUGUAGAUAUUACAUGGGAUUUUGUGCUAACUUCAUUUGUCAAGACCAAAAGCAUGGAUGUCAAAGUGUCAACGAACAUUUUAUUAUUUCAUAAUUCUGUUCGGUCAACAAUGUUGUUUUCUCCCCUCGUACUCUGUUGUGUCCCAACAGGCAACCCCGUUCCCUGUGCAGUACACUACCCAUAGGGUUUUGGUCAAAAAAUAGUGCACUAUAGAAUAGUGCAGUAUUUAAGGACUAGGGUGUCGUUUGGGACAUACCUCCCUCUACACUCAGUAUAAUGAUAAGCCUUGUGAUUUCUGUCACAUCUUAACUUGACACAACAUCAAAUCAAUCAACUCUCUCUCUCUCUCUCUCUCUCUGUAGAUCCAUGUUUUACUGGGAAUGUUGUUUCUUUAACGUGUCGAAACGUUGUUCAGAACUUAUUUUAGCCCUUAAGCAUUGAAAGCUUUUUGCAGGUCAAACCAAAAAAAAAACUCCACGUAUUUGACAUGAUGAUGAUAUACCGUACGACUUGGUGUGAAGAGGUUUUGCCGUUGAACCUGAUGUGUAAUGUUUCCCAUGUUCCGUCUGUUGCUAGGAGUCCGUAUACAACUACGAUUUGAAUAAAUUAAGGAAAAGGUCAGCUUUCAGGAAAAAGAAAAAAAAACACAAAAAAACAAGCUUAAAUAGGUUGUAUUCUUUUCUACAAGCGCUAACAAAAAAAACUAUUGUACAGCGUAAUUUUUUAUGAAGUAGUGUUUUUAUUUUGCAUUUUUUAAAUAUAAUUGUGUUCUUGUGUCCCACUUUUUUUGAAUUGCUGAAAAUGAAAUUGAUUACCUAUGCCCUUUUUGACAGUACUUAUUAUGACGGAACUGUGGACUGAUGGGGUGAAAAUCAUGCUGAGAGAGAAGAAGAAAAGCCACUACUUCCUCUAACACAAAGGGGUCAUUCAGAACAUACAUACAUAUGUUAUCAAAUGUGAGACAGGGACUGAUUCCAGGUCAGUUUCUAACCCCUCCCCCAUCCCCCCCUGCACAUGCUCACUGUUGCUAUGCUGGUGUUGUGGUGGUGACGACCUCUCUGUCUCUGUCUCUCUCUGUCUCUCUCUCUCUCUCUCUCUCUGUCUCUCUGUCUCUCUCUCUAUCUCUCUCUCUCUCUCUCUCUCUGUCUCUCUCUCUCUCUCACUCUGUCUCUCUCUCUAUCUCUCUCUCUCUCGCUCUGUCUCUCUCUCUCUCUGUCUCUCUCUCUCUCUCUCUCUCUCUGUCUCUCUCUCUCUCUGUCUCUCUCUCUCUCUCUCGCUCUGUCUCUCUCUGUCUCUCUCUCUCUCUCUCUCUCUAUCUCUCUCUCCCUCUCUCUCUCUUUUCAAAGCAUCUUCUCCCCCAUAGCUCUUUCAGGGGGACUACAUAUUGCUGCUAGAUCAAGGUAGACAACGGAAAAUGGUUUUAGAGAAUUAACAUGUUCAGCAAAAAAAAAUUUGUUUUUUAUUAUGUUGGCGUUGCAAUUAUAAAUGCAAACUGGAAAUCCUUUACACUAAUAACGUGGGCCUCAAGGAUGAAAAAAAACUUCAAAGGUUUGUUGUGUCUGCAAAAAAUAUGUGUACAGAUGUUUUUGACAUUAUUAUUUGAUUGUGUUUAAAUUAAUAAAAAUGGAUUUGUGAACUGUUGAA
Molecule: messenger RNA, 5927 nt
Organism: Oncorhynchus masou masou (cherry salmon)
Lineage: Eukaryota; Metazoa; Chordata; Actinopteri; Salmoniformes; Salmonidae
Product: eyes absent homolog 1-like
Exons: 17
Coding region: 290-2146 (618 amino acids)
Biological process (GO): negative regulation of extrinsic apoptotic signaling pathway in absence of ligand; positive regulation of DNA repair; cell differentiation
Cellular component (GO): nucleus
Molecular function (GO): protein tyrosine phosphatase activity
Source: RefSeq, a predicted model, not a curated record